UAAAAAUUUUUUGUUUUUACUCACAUGACCAAAAAUCCGUUUGUGUGAUAAAAAACCAAAAGUUAUCUUCAAUCUGAAGAAGUUCGAACUAAAUAAUUAUAUUAUUGCGGUGUUUUAGAAAUUAAGUUUUAAUGGAUAUGAUAGAUCUUAAUUUAGAAAACGGAUUCAAAACCUACGAUGAUAUAUAAAACAUGAUAAAUAUCCCACAUAUUUGCCAAUUUUCUUCCCUAACGAUAUAUAAUUCUUCAGCAGUGGAUACAUUUUUAUCGUUCCUAAUUGCGGUUUUCGGUGUUUCCUGUUUCGAUAUCAUUACCAACUUGAGAGAAUAUUUCUCAGUGCAGUUUUCUCGAUGUCAAAGUAUGCCCGGACGAUUUGAUAGCAGAGAAAGACUUCAUGGAAGCUCAAACUUUGAUAGUAGAAGAAGAUGGUUCACUAGGUUCGACAGAUGAUCAAAAUGUCAAUGAUUUGUCCACAGCAGAUGCUCUUUUAGACACCGCUGGGGAAGAUGACGUUGAUUUACAAUAUCAGUUUCGAUCAAAUGAAGGAGUAACCUACAGAGUAGUUCAGGUCAGCGGUGCUCUAAGUACUGAUAACGAGUCAACGUUACCGCAUACUAUUAUUUCCGCUACACCUUCGUUGUCCAGUCCGCAACAGAUACAAACUGUUUUCACUAACCCUUUAAAUGGUCAACUAUAUGUUAUUGGUUCGACCGAUGACGUGUAUCCUAAGACAAAUAAUCACAAACCUAUCGCACCACGAACGAGUUCUGUCAUAGAAAGUAUAAGAAAUCCGGGUAUUUCGAGAGACGAUAGAAGAAGAGCUACUCAUAAUGAAGUUGAAAGACGCAGAAGAGAUAAAAUAAAUAACUGGAUAAUGAAAUUAAGUAAAAUUGUUCCCGAAUGUCAUUCUGAUACGUCGAAAGGAUAUGACGUUCAACAAAGCAAAGGUGGAAUAUUAGCGAAAGCUUGCGAUUACAUUACGGAAUUGAGGGAAUCGAAUCAAAGACUUAUGAACGUUCUCAAAGAGAACGAACAGGUUACUGCUGAACUGGUCAAACUAAAAUCCAUAAAUGAAGCUUUAUCAAAUGAAAAUGACGAAUUAAGAAGUGUUUUGAAACAGAAUGGUUUAAUAACGAGGUAUCACAAAUAGGGUGUAAGUUGAUCACCACGAUUCAAUAGGUUUGUUCAAUUAUUAAAAACAGUACCGGAGUUGGAUUUGACCAAUUUUUUAUUUCGUGUAUCCUUUGCUGAUUGUUUAUACGAUGAGCAUUUUGCAUCAUGUUGUUAAUAGGAAUAAAACAAAUGUUAUCGUAUAUUUUGAAAAAUUUUAUCAACUAGUUGUGUUAUUGUAUUAAAUGUCUCCUUGCUUACCAUUAUUUUGAUAGUUAAAUUUAAGGUAUGAAAUGAUUAACUGGCAUGCAUUCGUUUUAAAAUGUUGAUAAUUAUCGGUAGAUAUUUAACGUAUGUAUGUUCAGAUUCGGCGAUAGUUGCCUUAAUUUUUCGUUUAUUUGUCAUAAAUUUUGAAAAAUUUCGUUGCAAGGAAAUUGUAUUUAUUUCAAUUAUUUAUUCGAGUUUUGGAUGGUUUUUGAAAAUUAAAUCGCCUUUGUAACUAGAAUGUUGAACACUAGAACAAGCCGAGAUCAGCUUUUGAGUGUGGAAUUCAUCCCAUCUUUUUAAAAUUUCAAUUCGACAUACUACGUAAAGGCCUAAAUGGGAGGUUCCCUUGACAUAAAAUUACCUAAUUGAAUUUUUAAUUUAGUGUUCAAUCUGCGCCUAAAACUAUGUAGAAAAUGGUGCGAUGAUAGUUUUUUCCAAAUUAGGGAUGAGAUCGAUUUCAAAUACUUUAUUGAAAGGAUUGGACAGAAUUUAUGGUAAGUGAUUUCUCAACGUUUAAAAUUUUUUGAUUAAAAUUUUGAUUACGUUGAUUUGAAGGAUCGAAAAAUGAAAGAAAAUUUAAGAAACUGGUACUGCGUUUGAACAUAUUUACGUGAAAACAUGUACUGAUAUUUUGAUUUUGUUGUAAAUAAUGUGUUUUUUUUUGCUGUACUUAUUUUAUUAAAUUAUUCAUGAUUUGAAGAGAUACUAUAUUUUUGUUUCGUGAUCCUGUUUGUCGAAUACAUUGUGUAUACACUGAUUUUAUAUCCCUGAAAAAUUCAAUACAUUUAUGUUUGAGUAGCGGAA
Molecule: messenger RNA, 2180 nt
Organism: Planococcus citri (citrus mealybug)
Lineage: Eukaryota; Metazoa; Arthropoda; Insecta; Hemiptera; Pseudococcidae
Product: upstream stimulatory factor 1-like
Exons: 8
Coding region: 394-1149 (251 amino acids)
Biological process (GO): regulation of transcription by RNA polymerase II
Molecular function (GO): DNA-binding transcription factor activity, RNA polymerase II-specific; protein dimerization activity; RNA polymerase II cis-regulatory region sequence-specific DNA binding
Source: RefSeq, a predicted model, not a curated record